Messenger RNA from Suricata suricatta (meerkat), 1580 nucleotides. It is a transcript of the gene SCAMP3, whose product is annotated as secretory carrier membrane protein 3. The record is from RefSeq and is a predicted model, not a curated record. Gene Ontology annotation, biological process: protein transport. Bases 179 to 1222 code for a protein of 347 amino acids. Lineage: Eukaryota; Metazoa; Chordata; Mammalia; Carnivora; Herpestidae. The transcript is spliced from 9 exons. Gene Ontology annotation, cellular component: recycling endosome membrane; trans-Golgi network membrane.
AGCGGAGGCGCAGGCGCAGCCGGCCGCCGCUGCAGGGAUCUUCGGGACCCUUCCGGUCCCCGCGGCCAAUCCGUGCACGGCCGAGCGGGCUGACCGACGGGAGCGGAGGGAGCGGAGGGAGCCGCCGCCGCCGCGCAGGGGCGUGGAGGGCAGGGCGGCCCAGGCCGCAGUUGCAAACAUGGCUCAGAGCAGAGACGGCGGAAACCCCUUCGCCGGGCCCGGCGAGCUUGACAACCCCUUUCAGGACCCAGCUGUGAUCCAGCACCGACCCAGCCCGCAGUAUGCCACCCUUGACGUCUACAACCCUUUUGAGACCCGGGAGCCCCCACCAGCCUACGAGCCUCCGGCCGCUGCCCCGUUGCCUCCCCCCUCGGCUCCCUCGUUGCAGCCCUCCCGAAAGCUCAGCCCCACUGAGCCCAAAAACUAUGGCUCCUACGGCACCCAGGCUUCCGCCGCUGCAGCCACAGCCGAGCUGCUGAAGCAGCAGGAGGAGCUGAACCGGAAGGCCGAGGAGCUGGACCGCCGGGAGCGGGAGCUGCAGCACGCGGCCCUGGGCGGCGCGGCCGCUCGACAGAACAACUGGCCACCUCUGCCUUCUUUCUGCCCGGUGCAGCCCUGCUUUUUCCAGGACAUCUCCAUGGAGAUCCCCCAAGAAUUUCAGAAGACCGUCUCCACCAUGUACUACCUCUGGAUGUGCAGCACGCUGGCCCUUCUCCUGAAUUUUCUUGCCUGCCUGGCCAGCUUCUGUGUGACGACCAGCAACGGCUCAGGCUUUGGGCUCUCUAUCCUCUGGGCCCUCCUUUUCACGCCCUGCUCCUUCGUGUGCUGGUACCGCCCCAUGUAUAAGGCCUUCCGGAGUGACAGUUCGUUCAAUUUCUUCGUUUUCUUCUUCAUUUUCUUCGUCCAGGACGUGCUCUUUGUCCUCCAGGCCAUUGGCAUCCCAGGCUGGGGGUUCAGUGGCUGGAUCUCCGCCCUGGUGGUGCUGCAGGCCAACACAGCGGUAGCCGUGCUCAUGCUGCUGGUCGCCCUGUUCUUCACCGGCAUCGCCGUCCUGGGGAUUGUGAUGCUGAAGCGGAUCCACUCCUUGUACCGCCGCACAGGUGCCAGCUUUCAGAAGGCCCAACAGGAGUUUGCCGCUGGGGUCUUCUCCAACCCUGCGGUGCGAACCGCAGCCGCCAAUGCAGCCGCCGGGGCUGCCGAAAAUGCCUUCCGGGCCCCGUGACGCCCACCGGGGCUUCCCCUGCCCUGCCGCUCCGGGCCCCGUGACGCCCACCGGGGCUGCCCCCGCCCUGCCGCUCGAGGGAGCUCACUUAGUCCCCCUCCGCGAGGCCUCUGGGACUUGCUGAGACGCACUGCUAGAGGCCUCCUCUCUAGUGCCCCUGCCCCCACGGCCGUGACUGCUGACCCUGACUUCGGGGUGCGGGGAGCCCACUGUGACCCGGUCUCCGCUUGCCCCGCCCCCCCCCCAGUUAGACCACACUACUGCCACCUCCUACACGCCCCAACCCAGCCUCCCUCUGCUGUGCCAAGGCUGUUGCUUCAGUUAUUUAAAUAAAGAGAAAGUGGAACUGGAACUCAAA